CCAUGUUAUCCAUCUUGUCCCUUCCACUCAAAGCCAUGUUCAUGCUCUCAUCUUCUCAUCUUAAUUACUUUCCAUCCUUUCCCAUCCUCCCCACAUGCAUGGAACUUCCUUAUAUUUCCUUUUUUUAAUUUUUAAUUUUUUUAAUUUUUUUUUCAAUAGAUUCCUCACUUCAUGCACUUCAAGGAAACACAUUCUUUGUAGCCAUUUCAAGUUGAUCAUAAAAACUUAGUUUUUAGAUCCAGAUCUCUUCUACUUUUCCACUAUAAACAAAACACAAACAUGGUUUAACUUCAUCUCUAAUCCCAAUACUGAUCAUUUCCCUUCUCUUCUCUUCUAUCUUCUCUUCUCUCAAUCCUAAUCAAUGCAUUCUUCUCUGCACUCAUUAACCACUUUGAUCAUUGUCCUCUCCUUGUUCUUCAUUGGUUCUCUUUCCAUUGAUGAGCAAGGCCAAGCUUUGCUCUCAUGGAAACAAACAUUGAACACUUCUACUACUGCUUUGAGUUCAUGGAAUCCAUCAGAUAUCAAUCCAUGCAAAUGGCUUGGUGUCACUUGCAACUCCAAUUCUCAAGUCACUGGUUUGAGUUUAAUUUCUUUCUGUCUCAAUGGCCCAUUGCCUUCAAAUUUCCAAUCUCUCAAGUCUCUCAAAACCUUAAUCCUCUCUUCCACCAACAUUUCCGGCAAAAUACCGAAAGCAUUCGGCGAUUACACCGAGCUCCGUUUAAUCGAUCUUAGCAGUAAUCAAAUCUCCGGCGAGGUCCCCGUCGAGCUCUUCAAACUCAAAAAGCUUGAAUCACUAGCUCUAAACACUAAUCUUCUGCAAGGACCUAUACCUUCUGAGAUUGGAAAUUUAUCGAGCCUUACUUAUCUUACUCUUUUUGACAAUGAUUUCAGUGGAAGUAUACCUUCAUCCAUUGGCAAGCUUACUAAUCUUGAAGUUUUUCGAGCGGGAGGAAACCAAAACAUCAAGGGAGUAUUGCCACCAGAGAUCGGAAACUGCAGUAAUCUCAUCAUGUUAGGCCUCGCUGAGACUGGCAUCUCCGGCAACCUCCCUACAACAAUUGGGUUAUUGAAGAAGAUCAAAACCAUUGCUAUUUACACCGCAUUACUCUCAGGACCAAUACCGAAAGAGAUCGGUGACUGUACUGAGCUUACAAGCUUGUAUCUUUAUCAGAAUUCUCUCACUGGUUCGAUUCCGGCAGAGUUUGGUCAGCUCACAAAACUUCAAACUCUUCUCCUGUGGCAGAACAGCCUUGUUGGAUCAAUCCCGGAAGAAAUCGGCAAUUGCCGAGAACUAUCUCUCGUUGAUUUCUCACUGAAUCAGUUAACUGGCAGCAUUCCGAAGAGCAUUGGCAAUCUUUCUAAUCUUCAACAACUGCAACUCAGCACUAAUCAGCUCACCGGAAGUAUCCCGUCGGAGAUCUCUAAUUGCACUGGGCUAACCGAUAUUGAGCUCGAUAACAAUGCGUUCUCUGGCGAGAUAAGUAUAGACUUCAAGAGGCUUGAGAACCUCACGUUGUUCUUUGCUUGGCAAAACAAGCUCACGGGAAAGAUCCCCGGAGAUUUGGCUGAGUGCCAGCAUCUCCAAUCUGUUGAUCUUUCUUAUAAUUCUCUUGUCGGACCGAUACCGGAGAAGCUUUUUGGGUUGCAGAACCUCACCAAGUUGUUGCUUCUGUCUAAUGAGUUGUCUGGAUUCAUUCCGCCGGAGAUUGGCAAUUGCACCAAUCUCUUCCGGCUGAGAUUGAAUGGUAACCGUCUCUCCGGUGUGAUUCCGGUGGAGAUUGGUAACUUGAAAAAUCUCAACUUUCUUGAUAUGAGUAACAACAGGUUUGUUGGUUUGAUUCCUCCGGCGAUCUCCGGCUGUGAUAGUCUUCAGUUUCUUGAUCUUCAUUCCAAUGCACUCUCUGGCUCAUUGCCGGAGUUAUUUCCGAAGAGCCUGCAAUUUCUUGAUGUGUCAAAUAAUAGGCUCACCGGAGCAUUGACGGCUGGAAUUGGAUCACUGCCAGAGUUGACAAAGCUUCUGCUCGGCAAGAAUAGGCUCUCUGGCGAAAUUCCCCGGGAUAUUAGCUAUUGCUCUAAGUUGCAAUUGCUUGAUCUCGGAGACAAUGGCUUCUCUGGUGAGAUACCGCAGGAGUUAGGCCAACUUCCAGCACUAGAGAUCUCACUGAAUCUCAGCUGUAACCAGCUUUCUGGCGAGAUACCGAUGCAAUUCUCCGGGUUAGAGAAGCUUGGAUGUUUAGACAUUUCUCACAACAAGCUCACUGGUGGCCUAGACCCGCUUUCCGGGCUUCAAAACCUUAUCUCUUUGAACGUCUCAUUCAAUGAAUUCUCCGGCGAGCUACCACAUACUCUGUUUUUCCAAAAACUUCCUAUGAGUGAUCUUGCCGGAAACCGUGGCUUAUAUAUUUCUGCUGAUGGUGGUGGUGGCUCUCGGAGUGAAUUCCGAUCAGGAAGAGAUGCAAUGCCAGCAUUGAAACUAGCAAUGUCUGUGCUAGUAAGCGUUAGCGCCGUGCUACUACUCACCGCCGUCUACAUGCUAGUCAGAACUCGAACCGGGGAUGAUCAGAGUAGCGAAGAUGAUCAAACAUGGGAGGUCACAUUGUACCAAAAACUCGAAUUCUCAAUUGCUGAAGUAGUCAAGAGUUUAACAAGUGCAAAUGUGAUCGGAACAGGGAGCUCGGGUGUUGUCUACAAGGUCGGUAUACCCAACAGCGAAACGCUUGCCGUGAAAAAGAUGUGGGCUUCAGAAGAUUCAGGUGCAUUUCACAAUGAAAUAUCGGCAUUAGGUUCGAUUCGACACCGGAAUAUAGUGAGGCUCUUAGGAUGGGCUGGCAAUAGAAACACAAGACUCUUGUUCUACAACUAUCUGUCUAAUGGUAGCUUGAGUAUGUUCCUCCACCGUGGUGGAAAAUGCACGGCAGAGUGGGAGACCAGAUACGAAAUUGCAAUCGGGGUUGCGCAUGCCGUCGCCUAUUUACACCAUGAUUGUGUGCCUGUAAUCAUCCAUGGAGAUGUUAAGUCUAUGAAUGUGCUAUUGGGGCCCAAAUUCGAACCCUUUUUGGCGGACUUUGGUCUUGCAAGGACAUUUAGCUCAAGCUCAAGCUCAAAUUCAAAUUCAAAGCCUACUCAUAUAGCUGGUUCUUAUGGAUAUAUAGCUCCAGAGCAUGCAUCAACAGAGAGAAUUACUGAAAAGAGUGAUGUGUAUAGCUUUGGGGUUGUGUUGCUUGAGGUGAUCACAGGGAGACAUCCAUUGGAUCCUGCAUUGCCUGGAGGUGCUCAUUUGGUGCAGUGGGUGAAGCAACAUUUGCAGAGGAAGUAUGAUGCUUUGGAAUUAAUUGAUGCAAGGCUUCGAGGACUGCCGGAUUGUCAGAUACAAGAGAUGUUUCAGGCACUCGCCAUUGCCGUCUUGUGUGUUAAUUCUCGGGCAGCCGAUCGUCCGGCAAUGAAGGAUGUCGUCGCAUUGCUUAAAGAGAUAAGAUUGCCAGUCACAGAUGAGAGUAAGUGACAAGAGUGGUAAAUUUUGGGGUUAAUGUCAGUGUAACCAUGUUGUUGUUGUUGUUGUGGGUCAUUGUAAAUCUUAGAUGUUUGUUAUUAGAUAAUAUGGAUGUAAAUCAUGGAAAUAGCUAGUUGAUUGAAUGAAGGCAAUAUGUAGAGGUUUUGGUAUGUAUGAAGAGUAUGACGACAGUGUGAGGAUUAGUUCCUUUCCAGCAGUGUUUUCACAUGUCUUCUAAAAAGACUUGUCAGCAGUGAAUGCAGAGAAUCAUAGAAGAAAAGAUGGAACAUGAAACAAGAGACUUCUUUUCUUUGUACUUUCUUUUCUGUUUUUCUGUUGCAGAGC
This is a messenger RNA of Dioscorea cayenensis subsp. rotundata (Guinea yam), 3835 nucleotides long. Its product is annotated as LRR receptor-like serine/threonine-protein kinase. NCBI's taxonomy places the organism in Eukaryota, Viridiplantae, Streptophyta, Magnoliopsida, Dioscoreales, Dioscoreaceae. Gene Ontology annotation, cellular component: plasma membrane. The record is from RefSeq and is a predicted model, not a curated record. The transcript has 2 exons. Gene Ontology annotation, biological process: protein phosphorylation; hormone-mediated signaling pathway. Gene Ontology annotation, molecular function: protein binding; protein kinase activity; ATP binding. The coding region runs from base 362 to 3502 and encodes 1046 amino acids.